GUGUAGACGGGAGGGAGUGGUCAGUAGGCCUUUUCCGCUUGUCGCCCCCCUCUAGCCCACAGUCUCGCUGCCCUGAGCCUCCCGUGCCGGCCGGCCGGCAGGGUGGACAGGCGGGCGCGCGGGGGGCGCGCGGGGGGCGGGGGGAGUUCCGGUUCCGGUUCUUUGUGCAGCUGCAGCAGCGGCUCCGGGGAAGAUGGCGGCCCGGGCGGGUUUUCAGUCUGUGGCUCCGAGCGGCGGCGCUGGAGCCUCAGGGGGGGCGGGCGCGGCGGCUGCCCUGGGCCCGGGCGGGACUCCGGGGCCUCCCGUGCGAAUGGGCCCGGCGCCGGGUCAAGGGCUGUACCGCUCCCCGAUGCCCGGAGCGGCCUAUCCGAGACCAGGUAUGCUGCCAGGCAGCCGAAUGACACCUCAGGGACCUUCCAUGGGACCCCCUGGCUAUGGGGGGAAUCCUUCAGUCCGACCUGGCCUGGCCCAGUCAGGGAUGGACCAGUCCCGCAAGAGACCUGCGCCUCAGCAGAUACAGCAGGUCCAGCAGCAGGCGGUCCAAAAUCGAAACCACAAUGCAAAGAAAAAGAAGAUGGCUGACAAAAUUCUACCUCAAAGGAUUCGUGAACUGGUACCAGAAUCCCAGGCCUAUAUGGAUCUCUUGGCUUUUGAAAGGAAGCUGGACCAGACUAUCAUGAGGAAACGGCUAGAUAUCCAGGAGGCCUUGAAACGUCCCAUCAAGCAAAAACGGAAGCUGCGAAUUUUCAUUUCUAACACUUUCAAUCCGGCUAAGUCAGAUGCCGAGGAUGGGGAAGGGACUGUGGCUUCCUGGGAGCUUCGGGUAGAAGGACGGCUCCUGGAGGAUUCAGCCUUGUCCAAAUAUGAUGCCACCAAACAAAAGAGGAAAUUCUCUUCUUUUUUUAAGUCCUUGGUGAUCGAACUGGACAAAGACCUGUAUGGGCCAGACAACCAUCUGGUAGAAUGGCACAGGACCGCCACUACCCAGGAGACGGAUGGCUUCCAGGUGAAGCGGCCAGGAGAUGUGAAUGUACGGUGUACUGUCCUACUGAUGCUGGACUACCAGCCUCCCCAGUUUAAAUUAGACCCUCGCCUGGCUCGGCUCCUGGGCAUCCACACCCAGACCCGUCCAGUGAUCAUCCAAGCACUGUGGCAAUAUAUUAAGACACACAAGCUCCAGGACCCUCAUGAGCGGGAGUUUGUCAUCUGUGACAAGUACCUCCAGCAGAUCUUUGAGUCUCAACGUAUGAAGUUCUCAGAGAUCCCUCAACGGCUCCAUGCCUUGCUUAUGCCACCAGAGCCCAUCAUCAUUAAUCAUGUCAUCAGUGUUGACCCGAAUGAUCAGAAAAAGACCGCCUGUUACGACAUUGAUGUGGAAGUGGAUGAUACUCUGAAGACCCAGAUGAAUUCUUUUCUGCUGUCUACUGCCAGCCAGCAGGAGAUUGCUACUCUAGACAACAAGAUCCAUGAGACAAUAGAAACUAUCAAUCAGCUGAAGACCCAGCGGGAGUUCAUGCUGAGCUUUGCCAGAGACCCUCAGGGUUUCAUCAAUGAUUGGCUUCAGUCCCAAUGCCGGGACCUCAAGACCAUGACUGAUGUGGUGGGGAACCCAGAGGAAGAGCGCCGAGCUGAGUUUUACUUCCAGCCUUGGGCCCAGGAGGCUGUGUGCCGAUACUUCUACUCCAAGGUGCAGCAGAGACGACAAGAAUUAGAGCAAGCCCUGGGAAUUCGAAAUACAUAGGGCCUCCCUCACAGCCCUGAUUCGGCUGCACCGAUUCUUAUUUGGGCCCUGUGCUGCCUGCCUCAUAGCACCUGCCUUGGUCUUGCUUGGGGCCUUCCAGGGGAUGCUGUUGGUUCAAGGACAACACCAGAAUGAAGAGGGUCUCACAUUUCUGUCUCAUAAGACACCUGUUACCCUCUUCUCCCACCCCAUCCCUUCCUGUCCCCCAGCUUCCCUUUGCCCCACAAAGUUCCCAUGUGCCUCUACCCUCCCCUGGUCUACAUAGGACCUCUAGAUAGUGUUAGAGAGAACCUGUAGUGGUAAUCAGUGCAUUGAAUGGAUUGGGCCUAAGGCCAGGUGGUCUUCAAGGGGACCGGCUACACUGACCCUGCCCUUCAGAGACCCAGGAGUUGGGAGCUUUAGCCCCUUCUCUGAGACUCAGGCCUGGGGGCACUCUAUAAGCUAGUUGAUCUUGGCUCUCCUGAUAACAGAAUCCAAUUUCCUUCCUUCCCUCCACAGGUUUGGAGCACACCCCUCCUUCACUUGUUGCCCUCUAGCACUAAAGGAACCCUGGUUCUUGGGCUCCACUGAGCCCCAGGUCAGUCCACAGCCCUCUGGAUUGGCCUGCUGCCUCAGUGCUUCUCUUACUCCCUCGUAGGGGGUCCACAUCAGUAUUGGAGUUUGUUUUUUAACUGUUGCUCCCUCCCAGCACACUCCCUAUAGCUGCUCUUUGUAGGAUUCCUCUGCUAUCCAUCUGUCCUAAUUCAGGGCAUUUGGGUGGGGGGAUCUUGCCUUUCCCUGUCAGAGCCCCAGGGAUCUAACCUGGGGGUACUAUCAUUGCCAGCAGAGGCUGUUCCUGCUGUUGCUUGGAGGUGUGACUCAUUUGUUCACUCCACCCUGCCUCCCUCAUCCUUUCAUGGAGAAACAGGCCUGAAAUCAAACGGGUAAAAGCCCUGGGCCAUCCCUGUCUUCCUGUCCCUUGUUUGCCCAGUUGACACCCACUGGUGACUUCUAGGGCACUGAGGAGUGAAAGCGCCUAGGGCUAGCGAAUAGCUCUGAGUUGGGUUUGUGACUCUUCCCUCUCCCUGCCUCACAGGAUUGUGACUCUCCAGCCCCUGCCCUCAAAGCUUCAGACCCCUCAGGUAGCAGCAGGACCUUGUGAUCUUGGCCCCUUGGAACUGAGAUGGUUUUGCAUCUUUCCAGGAGAGCCUCAGAUUCUUCUUCCAGGUUGUAUCACCCCGAGUUAGCAUAUCCCAGGCUCGCAGACUCAACAUAGCAGGGUGGGAGACAGCUGGGCACAGAGGGGGAAUUCCGUUCAGCCUGGGCUCUAACCCCACAGAACUGACAAAGCCCCUGCUUCCCCACCCCCUCCUCAGGCUCCUGCGAGCACAUCUUCCAGCCCCAUAUCCCUGCGUGUUCCCCACUGAGGACAGCAGAAUUUUCUCCCCAUCUUCCCCUUCCUGCCAUUAUCCCACCCCUCCCUUAAAAGGUUCUCCCCACAGAGACACUGGACAACCUCUGUCCUUGGGGCUGGAACCAUGAGAAGGAAGCUCAGCACUCCUACAUAGUGUCCCUGUUGAAGAUAACUGUUUUUAUUAACUGAAUUAUUAUGUUUUUUUCAUGGACCAAAAUUUUUUUUGUACUGUCCCCUUAUCGAUGUCACCCAGUUUUAAUAAAAGAAUCUUCUGAA
This is a messenger RNA of Leopardus geoffroyi (Geoffroy's cat), 3410 nucleotides long. It is a transcript of the gene SMARCD1, whose product is annotated as SWI/SNF related, matrix associated, actin dependent regulator of chromatin, subfamily d, member 1. Lineage: Eukaryota; Metazoa; Chordata; Mammalia; Carnivora; Felidae. Bases 194 to 1741 code for a protein of 515 amino acids. The transcript is spliced from 13 exons. The record is from RefSeq and is a predicted model, not a curated record. Gene Ontology annotation, cellular component: nucleus; SWI/SNF complex. Gene Ontology annotation, biological process: regulation of transcription by RNA polymerase II.